This is a messenger RNA of Cynara cardunculus var. scolymus (artichoke), 1221 nucleotides long. Its product is annotated as folate transporter 1, chloroplastic-like. NCBI's taxonomy places the organism in Eukaryota, Viridiplantae, Streptophyta, Magnoliopsida, Asterales, Asteraceae. The transcript is spliced from 11 exons. The coding region runs from base 39 to 977 and encodes 312 amino acids. Gene Ontology annotation, molecular function: FAD transmembrane transporter activity; folic acid transmembrane transporter activity. Gene Ontology annotation, biological process: folate import into mitochondrion; nucleotide transport. The record is from RefSeq and is a predicted model, not a curated record.
GGAAUAACCAUCUUUAAAUACGUACUUUGCACGCAGGAAUGCAACCCAAGUUAAAAAUGGCGGUGGAUUGGCAAUGGGAGACCGCCGCUGCCGGCUCCAUCGCUGGACUUGCUACCGUCACGUUUUGCCACCCCCUUGAUGUUGUCCGCACUAGAUUCCAAGUUAAUGAUGGUCGGAACCCUAACCUUCCGAGCUACAAACAUACUCCUCAUGCUCUCUUCACUAUUGCUCGUGCAGAGGGUCUCAGAGGGCUCUAUGCUGGCUUUUAUCCUGCGKUACUAGGGUCAACUAUCUCGUGGGGUCUAUACUUCUACUUCUAUAGCAGAGCCAAACAAAGGUAUAUGAUAAAUCGAGAAGGGACAAGCCCGGGUAUCCAUCUUGCUUCAGCUGCAGAAGCAGGAGGGUUGGUAUGUCUUUUCACCAAUCCUGUUUGGCUCGUGAAGACAAGAUUACAACUUCAGACUCCUCAUCACAAUACUCGGCAAUAUUCUGGUUUUGGUGAUGCUUUGAAAACCAUAUUGAAAGAUGAAGGAUGGAUGGCAUUAUACAAAGGGCUUGUACCUGGUCUUUUUCUGGUCACUCAUGGUGCCAUUCAGUUUACAGCAUAUGAGGAGCUCCGUAAAGUUUUAGUUGGCCUUAGGAAUAAACAAAGCACCUCGAUUGCUACUAGUUCUGAUUUAUUGACAACAAUUGAUUAUGCAACUUUAGGAGCUUCCUCUAAAUUGGCUGCCAUCCUUACGACAUAUCCAUUCCAGGUCAUCCGUGCUCGCUUGCAGCAACGACCCAAUAUACAUGGGGCUCCAAGAUAUAUUGAUAGCUGGCAUGUCAUGAAGGAAACUGGUCGGUUAGAAGGUCUAAAAGGUUUCUACAGAGGAAUUACAGCCAACCUUCUAAAAAACCUUCCUGCGGCGUCAAUAACCUUCAUAGUGUACGAAAACGUUCUGAGUCUGCUAAAACUGACAAGGAGGAACAACUGACGUGUCUAUCGAGUCGGUAGUGUAUAGUUAUCACCGAGGUUCAACCAUCUGUUGAUGACUUCAAUUUCCAGCAGAUGAGAUGGAAGCAGAAGACUAAGGUUGGUGUGUUAUUACAAUGCAUGUUUUUGUACUCCUUUUUAUACGACCUGAAUUUAGCCAUCCAUGUGUACCAUGGGAACGUUUUAGUAAUUACACAUUCGAUAUAAAUGCAUAAACACUUUCUCGAUGAGGGGAAGUAACCAUU